AUGGACCUCGCAAGCACGUCAACCGUCCCGGAUCCCCGGAGUAUGAACCUAGACCUGGGCUUGAGCCAUUCGUCGUCCAGUCACCGCCAUGACGAGCUCGCUGCCUCCAAGCCUCCUGCCAUCCCUUCUCCCAGUUACUUCAAAACCACACCGACUUUCACCGCCCUCGACGACGCCGGCUUCAACUCCAACUCUACACCUGCUUCCAAUCCCACCACCACCGUCGCCAACAAUGUGACUACGAACCAACAGCCUUCCAAAGACAACUGCGACAGACGGAGACCAGACGACGGAGAAGCCUCGCGAUUUCCAGCAAAUAUGCCUACCCAGCUGGUCGGCCAGACUGUGACUCCCUUCCUCAGAGAACAUAUCCCCGGCAUCUACGCUCCCAUCGGCAAGCCCGACGUACAGACCGAGGACAACACCCUCAACCAGAAGCGAGACCCCAGCAGCAAGUUCUGUUAUCGUCACCGGCCCGACGCAAAGUGUCGUCGAGCCGCCGACGAGUCCAAAAUGGUCUUGAUCCAAAGUGAACUCGAUAAGCUCCCCUCCGCCGACCAACAAGCCAUCACUCACGUGUGGUCCCUCUUCUCCGCCGCCCCUGCCAAGCACCGCGACCUCAUGCUCCAGGGUAUCAUCACCCAGUGCUGCUUCCCCCAGCUAUCCACCGUCUCCCGCGAAGUCCACGAGCAGCUCAAGAUCGACUUCAUGGCUGCACUCCCCACCGAAAUAUCCUACAAGGUCCUCGGCUACCUCGACACCGCCUCUCUUUGCAAGGCUGCCCAGGUCAGCAGGAGGUGGCGCGACCUCGCCGACGACGACGUGGUAUGGCACCGCAUGUGCGAACAGCACAUCGACCGCAAGUGCACCAAGUGUGGGUUCGGUCUGCCUCUCCUCGAGCGCAAGAGGCUGCGAGACUGGAACAAGCAGAAGGAGCUUGCCCGGAGCCAAAGGGCCGAGGAGCCCGCCCGUGAGCCAGCGCCAGCGCCGGAACCUGAGCCGGAGGCUGCCGCCCCUGCACCGUCCCCCAAUGCCAAUAAGAAGCGUGAGCUGGUUGUCUUGGACGACAGUAGGAAACGCGCCUGCCGUGAGGUUGGCGAGCCCGGUGCACCCAAGGCCCAGACCGAGCGGGAGAAGGACCGCCUCAUUCGACCGUGGAAGAGCGUUUACCGCGACCGUUUCAAGGUCGGAUACAACUGGAAGUAUGGCCGGUGCCACAUCAAGACCUUCAAGGGCCAUGACAACGGCGUCACCUGUCUCCAGUUCGACGACGAGAUCCUCGCUACUGGUUCAUAUGACGCCAAGGUUAAGAUUUGGGACAUUGUGACAGGAGAGGAGAUUCGCACCUUGACCGGUCAUACCAUGGGCAUUCGUACGCUCAAGUUUGUUGGCAACUUGCUCUUCAGCGGCAGCUUGGACCAUACGAUAAAGGUCUGGAACUGGCAGACCGGCGAAUGCCUCAACACCCUCCAAGGCCACAGCGAAGGCGUCAUUUCCGUCGACUAUGAUGGCAAGCACAUAGCGUCCGGAUCGAUUGACAAGUCGGUCAAGAUUUUCAACCUUCACAACAGGGAAACAUUCUGCUUGCGCGGACACGAGGACUGGGUCAACCAUGUGAGACUCGACCCCAGUUCGCAAACGGUGUUCUCGGCUUCGGACGAUUGCACCGUCCGACUUUGGGAUCUGCGAAACAAGACGUGCAUCAAGGUCUUUGAAGGCCACAUGGGCCAGGUCCAGCAAGUCUUGCUGAUGCCGGAGGACUUUGAGCCGGACGAGGAGAUGCUAGCGGCCGACAUUGCCGAUAACUCCUCCGUCCACAGCGGCCGCAGCACCACCCCUUCGGCCUCGGCGAAUGCCUCGGCGAACGUGGCGUCCAUCCUCGGCUCCUCUUUCGGAGACUCGGGGUCGGCGGACGAUGACCGGACGGCGUUCGGCUGCGCUUUCGCAUCGGACCCCACACGGCCCCUCCCGCCCCGCUACAUGAUCACGGCCGGCCUGGACAACACCGUCAAGGUGUGGAACACGGUCACAGGCAAGUGUCUCCGCACCAUGUUUGGUCACGUGGAAGGCAUCUGGGGUCUCGUCGGCGACACCCUCCGCGUGGUCACCGGCGCCAACGACUCAAUGGUCAAGGUCUGGGAGCCCAAGAGCGGCAAGUGCGAGCGCACCUUCACCGGCCAUUCGGGUCCUGUUACCUGUGUCGGUCUCAGCGACAGUCGAAUGGCCAGUGGGAGUGAAGACGGCGAAGUCCGCCUAUACAGCUUCGAAGCAGACGGUCCCCUCGAAGAGUGCGGCACCCCUGCUUAA
Messenger RNA from Colletotrichum gloeosporioides, 2307 nucleotides. RefSeq names its product putative E3 ubiquitin ligase complex SCF subunit scon-2. NCBI's taxonomy places the organism in Eukaryota, Fungi, Ascomycota, Sordariomycetes, Glomerellales, Glomerellaceae. The record is from RefSeq and is a predicted model, not a curated record. The coding region runs from base 1 to 2307 and encodes 768 amino acids. The transcript is spliced from 2 exons. Gene Ontology annotation, molecular function: protein binding.